AACCGUCGAUGUCGAAAGCCAACGAAAGUAGAAGGUUCUCUCUUCUUCGUGUUCGCUUCCGCCUUCAAUUACUGUAGCUUUUGCAACUCCCAGAGAAACUUCCUCCUGGCUUGCUUCUUCGUCCAUUCUCCACCAUCUCUCAUUCAUUCCUUCCUUCCUACUCAUCCUUCUUCCCUUACAAUUACAUUCAUUUCAUUGUCUGUUCCAUGAUCGCCGCCGCUCCCCCACUCCGAACCACGUCCUUUUCGUCAUUAUCAUCGCUUUCGUCGUCAUCCUCUGGACCCUUGUCGCAUAACCCGAUACGCCGUGAAUUCUUUGCCUUCUUCAACUUAGGGUUCCGAUUUUUGACUCCGAGGCCGCUGACGGAGCUGCACGCGCUUCCCGCUAGCUCGAUCAGGAUGGAAUGGUUGAGCAAGAAGGGUGGAGGAUGCUUUAGGAGCAACCAGGGAAAGGACGUGCUUAAGUUUGAGGCCGAUAGUGGCGGCGUGGAUGUUUUCGAUGCCACGCAGAGGGCAGUCCCGGACCACCUUGUCAUCAUGGUUAAUGGCCUUGUUGGAAGUGCCGCGGAUUGGGGAUAUGCUGCAGAGCAGUUUGUGAAGAAGCUUCCUGAUAAAGUAAUUGUGCACCGCAGUGAAUGUAAUUCCUCGAAAUUGACAUUUGAUGGAGUUGACCUGACGGGUGAGAGGCUAGCUGAAGAGGUGUUGGCUGUUGUGAGGCGUAGGCCUGAGGUGCAGAAAAUCUCUUUCGUGGCACACUCUUUAGGGGGCCUUAUUGCAAGGUAUGCCAUUGGGAGGCUGUAUGAUCAUUCUAUAAAACUGGAACCUGCGGGUCUUACUGGACAUUCUUCAAGUGAAGAGCACAAGAAUUAUAUGGUGCAAGGCAUCGGGCAACCUCAUGAAGCUAAAAUUGCUGGAUUGAAACCCAUGAACUUUAUAACAUUUGCAACACCUCAUCUUGGUUCCAGGGGACAUAAUCAGCUCCCAUUUCUCUGUGGUCUUCCUUUUCUCGAGAGAAGAGCAUCCCAAACUGCACACUUGGUUGCUGGGAGGUCUGGGAAGCAUCUCUUCCUUACUGACAAUGAUGACGGAAAACCUCCUCUUCUCCUUCGAAUGGUUAAUGACUCUGAGGACCUAAAGUUCAUAUCAGCUUUGCGUGCUUUCAAACGCCGUGUGGCAUAUGCAAAUGCAAAUUAUGACCAUAUGGUUGGCUGGAGAACAUCAUCGAUCCGGCGUCAGCAUGAACUUCCAAAGUCAAAUCUUCUCGUAACGGAUGAGAGAUAUCCACAUAUCGUAUAUGUUGACCGAGAACCUAUGAACAACAUUCAUAACAAAGAUUCUUUAGCUGUUGGAGACCAACAAACUGACUUGGAAGAGGAGAUGAUCAGAGGUCUCACUCAGGUACCUUGGGAACGUGUGGACGUUAGCUUUCAUAAAAGUAGACAGCGAUAUAUUGCUCACAAUACCAUUCAGGUGAAGAGCUAUUGGUUGAAUUCGGAUGGUGCUGAUGUGGUUUUCCAUAUGAUCGACAACUUUCUUCUCUAGUCCCUCUACAUGUUUGGGUCGAUGAUCUGAUGAUGGGUUAUGUCGCAUCUAUAUUUUUUGUACCGAACAUUGUCACACCUGGGAGAUCUUGUUGUGUAUAUUUCAUUUCAAUUUGCAGAGAAUAGGAGAUUUACAUAAUUUCUGCUUCCUAUUUACUUGUAGUUGUAGGUCUGUUUUAGCUUUUCAUUUGUAACCAUACCUGUACUUUAUUUCUUAAUCGAUGAAAUAGUUCAUAA
Molecule: messenger RNA, 1777 nt
Organism: Juglans microcarpa x Juglans regia
Lineage: Eukaryota; Viridiplantae; Streptophyta; Magnoliopsida; Fagales; Juglandaceae
Exons: 10
Coding region: 207-1541 (444 amino acids)
Source: RefSeq, a predicted model, not a curated record